This is a messenger RNA of Melampsora larici-populina 98AG31, 315 nucleotides long. RefSeq lists its product as uncharacterized. The record is from RefSeq and is a predicted model, not a curated record. Bases 1 to 315 code for a protein of 104 amino acids. NCBI's taxonomy places the organism in Eukaryota, Fungi, Basidiomycota, Pucciniomycetes, Pucciniales, Melampsoraceae. The transcript has 2 exons.
AUGAUCAUCAAGAUUGCUUCUACAUUUGCUGUGUUCAGCUUGACCCUCCUAGGAAUGAUGCCAUCCAUUGUAGUUGCAUCAGCAAGGGAUUCCUGCGUCCCGCGAUGCGCUCCUGGCAUCCCAACACCCUGCAUCAACACACAGAGCUCUGUAACAGGAAAGGCCAUCUGUGUUAAGGAUGGAGCAGUUGGUAAUACUCAGAAGUGGAGACCAGCAUGUAAAAAUGGCAGUGUUCGAAGUUGUCCUGAUAAUGGUGGCCCUCCUAAUUGUGAUGGCUGUCCUAAACAAGUGGCUUUUCGUAAAAAUCCACAUUGA